Messenger RNA from Nicrophorus vespilloides, 1805 nucleotides. Its product is annotated as serine-enriched protein. Lineage: Eukaryota; Metazoa; Arthropoda; Insecta; Coleoptera; Silphidae. The coding region runs from base 322 to 1479 and encodes 385 amino acids. The transcript has 9 exons. Gene Ontology annotation, molecular function: protein binding. The record is from RefSeq and is a predicted model, not a curated record.
AACAGAAAAAAAAAGAUAAAAUUCAUUGCGUGGAGAGGAAGCAGCAAACCAAUCGUUAGGCUUACGCAUGCGGGGAAAUUUUCUCAGUUCUGUGGGCUGGGACAACUACUACUGUUCGUAUGCUUUUCCCCGUCCAAGCCUUUUCGUAUUUCGCCUAAGUUUGGAAGUUGUGCUGAGUUGUGCGGACGGCGACGAUGGUCAACGAAAAUCAACAGCUCUGAGGAACGCAUCCUCUAGUUCCGUAUAUCCGAGCAUCAAUUCCUUCCGUCGAGGUGAAUAUCUGUUUCUUUGUGAAAACUGCAGGAAGCCAAAACUCAACAGAUGUUGUUCCAGAUGCCUCAAAGUCUGCUGCUUCCAACGUAUAAUAUGAUGGCGGAAGCCGAGCCGGAUUUAAGUACAUUCGAGAACAAAUCGGGCUUAGCUGAGGACAUGAAGUUCUUGGCUUCAAUGCCCGAACUGUGCGACGUGACUUUCUUGGUGGGCGACACCCGUGAACCCGUCUGCGCCGUGAAAGCAGUCCUCGCUGCCAGAUCUCGGGUGUUCCACAAAAUGCUGUAUCAAGCUCCGAGUCCUCAGCGGAAAAAAGAGCCUCCGCCUCGCGAAAACAAGUUACGGAUUUUCUUGAAACGCUCCUCAGAGCCCUUACUGAACCUACAAAACUCUUCGCAACAGAGAGGCUACACCCAGCAGUUGGCUCCUAUCCAAGAGCCUCAAUCUCAACAGCACCAAACGUUAAUCAUCGAGGAAUUUGAACCAGAUGUUUUCAGACAGCUCAUUGAGUACAUCCACACGGGAUGCGUUACCUUGCAGCCAAGAACUCUAUUGGGUGUCAUGAACGCAGCCGAUUAUUACGGUCUCGAUGAGCUCAGAAGAGCUUGCGCAGGUUUCGUGCAAUGCUGCAUCAAUGUGGACACGGUUUGCGCCCUUUUGGCUUCAGCCGAAAGGUACAUCCAAUACAAGUGCACCAAAUCUUUAGUCCAGAAGGUUUUAGAAUUCGUCGAUGAACAUGGAAAUGAAGUUUUGAAUUUGGGAUCGUUCACGUUGCUUCCGCAACAUGUGGUAAGGUUGAUUUUGGUUAGAGACGAAUUGCAGGCAGACGAAUUCACCAAGUUUCAAGCUGCUUUAAUGUGGGGAAAGAAAUAUUGCGAUAGCAAUCCGAAUACGAAUUUGAAGGAUGUGAUUGGUAACUUCUUGGAGUACAUCCAGUUCCAUAAGAUUCCAGCCAAUGUGCUGAUGAGGGAGAUACAUCCUUUGGGAUUGGUGCCGUACAGCAUAAUAAUGAACGCGUUGGCAUAUCAGGCAGACCCGGCAAGCGUCGACCCCGGAAAGUUGUCCCCGAAUCGAGUGAGGAGACACGCUCAGGGAAGGUCCAUGUCUGUGCAGAGUUCGUUGGAUCCGUACGGAUCCAACACGACGUUGAGCUCUAGCGGUUCCAGCGAACUCGCUUCUUCCGACGGCAAGCACUCCACCUCCAACUAACAUAAGGCCACUGGCGCGCCGCAACCUCAACCUCUUCAACAACACCAUUCGGCCCCACCGACGACCCAUUCCUCACCUGCCCAUUCCUUCACCUUCACCAUCGUUCUCAAGAAAACCACACCAUCCGUACACAACCUUCAUCAUUAAACAACUCAACAUAAACUUCAUUGAAUAACUCACAUCAUCAUCAUCAAACAAUAACCAAAAAUACAAUCACUCAAGCAAUAUUUUCAUGCAGUAAUAAAAGGUUCUAGCCGAACGGAGACACAAAAGUGUUCUGAAAAAAGAAGAUAAUAAAAAUAAAUCUAAAUUAUUUAUAAAAAAAA